Molecule: messenger RNA, 1151 nt
Organism: Onthophagus taurus
Lineage: Eukaryota; Metazoa; Arthropoda; Insecta; Coleoptera; Scarabaeidae
Source: RefSeq, a predicted model, not a curated record
GUGGCCGUUUACGUAGAGACACAACACUAAGUCAAGGAAACGAUUUCGAACUCGUCCCGGAAUCUCUUUGGAAAGCCCUCCAACUCUGGUACGGGUGUUCUCUCCCCCUCCCGCGGCAAGUAAUCAAACCCCCAAACUCCCCGGACGUCGAACUCGAACUUUACCCAUUAAAUUUACGAAUACUCCAACAUCACAAUCAAUCCUCAUCAACAUCCGGUUCUCCAGCGACUUGGAAUAGCAUCGUCGGGGGUUAUGGUGCGGCCGCUUUGAGUACAGCGGGAAUUACGAGCACCCCAGUGGCUCCCCCAAGGCGAUAUCUCGCCCAUACAGCCGCUUUCUCCCGAUUAUCAAACGUCAGACAGGUUAUUGAAUUUUUAGGCGCACGCUUAUUAUUUCGAACCGAAGAUAUCCGAUUAUGGCACGUUAAGGAGGGAUCAACGAUACUUUUAGAAGACGAAACAUCGACGUUACAAGAUUUGGGAAUCGGAGAUAACGAACAAAUCCUUUUGGAGGUUCGAAAUAAAGAUUUAACAUGGCCCGAAGAGUUAGGCGCGUUGGUUAGUGGCAACACAGCCGUUCAAUCACUAAUUUCAUCCGAACGAAGACCCACGAUAACACUCCCACCCGGCGCUACGGGUUUACACAACUUAGGAAACACGUGUUUUAUGAACGCUGCGUUACAAGCCGUAUCAAACACGCGCCCAUUAACGUUAUAUUUCCAAAGAGAUCUGCAACUUUGCGAGUUAAACUCGGUGAAUCCCCUCGGAACUAAAGGACAAGUCGCGAAGAGAUACGCCGAGUUGUGCAGGGAUUUAUGGGCGGGCUCAACUCGCAGCGUGGCCCCUUUAAAAUUAAGAUAUUGCGUAACUAAACAUGCUCCGCAUUUGGGUGGAGGGGGACAACACGAUUCUCAAGAAUUAUUAGCUUGGUUGUUGGAUUCGUUGCAUGAGGAUUUAAAUCGCGUCCCAAAAAAGCAAUAUUCCGAGUUGAGGGAUUCUGAUGGAAGACCUGAUGAGGUUGUGGCACAAGAAGCCUGGAGCCAACAUUUAGCGCGGGAUCAUUCUAUAAUUACCGAUUUAUUUUAUGGGCAAUUAAAGAGUAAGGUUAGUUUAAAAAAAAAUAGAAUUAACUCGUAAAACGUAUUGAAUGAA